CGGUGGGCCGGCGGGAUUCCCGGGGCUACAGCGGCGGCCGCGGCCGCCGCCCGAAGCCGCUGUUCCUCGCUCGCUCCGCCCUGAGUGCCAUGGCGCCGGCCGCGCUGGGCUCCGAGGCGCGCCUCAGCCUGGCCGCCUUCCUGCUGGGCGCCUCGGUGGUGGGGCUGCCGCUGCUCACGCGCUCCGGCCUGCAGGCCCGCACGGUGCUGGCGCUGUACGUGGCGGCGCUCAACGCGCUGCUGCUGCUGCUCUACCGGCCGCCUCGCUACCAGAUAGCCAUCCGGGCCUGUUUUCUUGGCUUUGUCUUUGGAUGUGGAUUGCUGCUAAGUUUUAGCCAGUCUUCUUGGAAUCACUUUGGCUGGUAUAUGUGCUCCUUGUCAUUAUUCCAUUACUCUGAGUAUUUAGUGACAGCAGUCAAUAAUCCCAAAAGUCUCUCCCUGGACUCUUUUCUCCUGAACCAUAGUUUGGAGUAUACAGUAGCUGCUGUCUCUUCUUGGAUAGAGUUCACAGCUGAAAAUUACUUUUGGCCAGAAAUGAAGCAGAUAACAUGGCUCAGCAUCACUGGGCUGCUUAUGGUGGUCUUUGGGGAGUGUCUUCGGAAAGCUGCCAUGUUUACAGCUGGUUCCAACUUCAACCAUGUUGUUCAGAACGAGAAAUCAGAGACACACACUCUGGUGACAAGUGGGGUGUAUGCUUGGUUCAGGCACCCCUCUUAUGUUGGAUGGUUUUACUGGAGUAUUGGAACCCAGGUGAUGCUCUGUAACCCGAUAUGCGGUGUUGCGUAUGCUUUGACCGUUUGGCGAUUUUUUCGAGAUCGAACAGAAGAGGAAGAAAUCUCGUUAAUCCACUUUUUUGGAGAAGAAUAUCUAGAAUAUAAAAAGAAGGUGCCCACAGGCCUACCUUUUAUUAAAGGAGUAAAGGUAGAACUCUAGGCCUAGGUGCAGCGUGAAGGGUGCUGGUGUCUCUGGAGGAGGUGACUCCAACUCUGGGCCGCAUAUGCUUCUCUGGUAGGAGGUGAAGGAUUCUAGGAGUCAUUUUGUAUUUUACCAGUUAUGCUGUGGAGGAACACUAAGGGCUGGGCAGUCAGAAGGCCUUGAAGUGGAUCCCUGAAGGUGCAGAGAUCCAUCCUUAUCCCUAGCUGUGGCAGGUAGGACUUGUAGCUCAAAGCAGACCAGAAGGGAGUGACUCGUCUCCUCUGGUGGUGUUCCUCAGAACAGAACACGGUGACAAGCUGCCCAGUGUCUCCUUUGCCCACCAGAGAGGAGCUGGCUGUGGAGACACCGUAGAGAAGAUUCAGCAACCCUGAUGGAUUAACUGCUUCCCUAUAAGUGAUGCUAUGAAAAAGGCAAAAAGGUGUGGCUGUGGCUGUGGCUGUGUUGGGUGGGGUGGGGGGGGAUAUAAGUGCUUCUUACUUGCAUUAGAAACUCGAUUGUAAAACUUGAUUUAACAGGCAAGCCCAGACCUCACUACUCUAACCUCUUUGUUUCUCUUCCUUUUCAAGUGCACAAGCAUCGGUACCAUGUUGAAAAUGUUGCUUAUAAGAUGCUUUGGCCCUCUCCAUUUCUGUCCUUUUUUUUUAAGUAGCAAUGUUAUUCACUCAUUUGAUUUUUAAAAAAUCUUCACAUUUAUAUUUGGCAGCAAAUAGGUGUGGGAACUUAACAUUUUGAAAUGAUUUUAGAUUGUCUGAAGGUGAGUGAAAACUCUUUAAAACUGCAGCUUUUCCCUACAGUGCUAAAUACACUGUAACAAGCAACUUCCCCAAAUCCAGUAAGACCCUUCAUGACCUUUGUGGGAAGAUUUGUUUCCUGCUUGAUAUCCCUUCCCCAAAGGUGAAGUUUGUGAAAGACUGCCCGGUGUCGGGGCCUCUUUUUGUCGCUAUCAGAAAGGGGGAGCAGGGAACAGCAAACUGUCAUUGUAGACUUUUUGAGAAACCCUGCUGGUCAUUACUCACCCCUGUCAUUGCCUGCCUACCUAUCGGCUGUACUUCUGGCAUUUCAUCCAAAAUUUACUGUUAACCUCCACUUCCUGGUUCUUCUCUUUUUCAAAUUCCAGUGUGCUUCAUGAUUUUUGGCAUUUGAUGAUACGUUUACUACAAAUUUGAGUUCACUCAUGAAAAUCCAUUUUAUGAUCCCACCUGGGAUCCUCUUUGUUGUUUCCCAAGUGCAGGGAAAAUGAUUGGUUUUAUAAGUCAGAUGUACAAGCUUUAAGAGGUAAAAUGCCUAUUGGAUUCUGGAAUCGAUACAGAGUUUAGUCUGGGUGUGAGAUCCUUCCAAGUGACACUAGCUAGCUAUGAAUGUGAAGGCAUCUGGGGCCAGUGGGUAGAGCAAGCUUCUACCACUGAUUCACCAAGAGGCCUUGCGUAAAGUCACGUAACCCUUCUGUGCCUAAAUCUCCCCACAUGCUGUGUGGGGAUAAUGACACCUACCUCACAGGGGUGUUGUGAGGAUUCAUAAGAAAGAAUGUCUCUUACACAUUUUUAACUCAGAUGAAUGAGAGAGAUGUUGUAUAAGAGAAAACUACAGUCUGUGCAAAAUAGAGAAAAUGAGUGUGUGUACCCAUUAUACACACAGACCUAAAAUGUAUGUUCAAAGCAUCUUGGGUCUUACCAAUUUAGAAAUGUUACUUGUUUCCAGGUUUCAUGGCUUAAUUUAUUUUCUGUUCCUAUAUACCAAAGAGGCUUUACAAGUUCUUUGAUUACUGUUAGGAAAACUUGCUGGUAGGACUGCAUGGAUAAUUGCUGGACUUUUCAGUCUUUGCUGUAGUUACAAGCUUGAGAUAACUUUAAGAAAAAGUCGCUUGCUACAUCGGUUCUUUGAAGUAACCCUUUGGCCCUUGGUGAUGAAAUGACAUGUACUUAGUUAGUGGCUCCCCUUAAGUUAGUUCCCAACUUGUUCUUCUCCAGACUAUGCCGAGCUGAGCAGAUUCUGCUCUUAGAACUUCGUGCUCUGUGAGGGACCAUCAUUCUCUAGGCCCUUGAAGAAGGAUUUUUCUUUGCUUGAACCCAGCAAGGACCAAAUCCAGAAUUCCAUUUCUUUUUUUGAAGGCCACAUGUUUUGUCCUUUCAACAGCUUUUACUGUGGCAUGUGCUCUUGGGUGGCAGGUUAAUUACUAUACCCAUGUUUCAUGGACCAGAAGGCUACAUAGGUAUCAGGGUGUAAUUAUUUACUCGUCCUUUUAGAUCCCCAAGUGCAUUAUCUUCAUUUGACCAAGCCCCAAUCCCAGGCUACCCUAGACCUCCAGGUCCUAAGGUGGCGCUGUGACAUUUUGCUGCUAUUCAGUUGCCCUGGAUACUGUGUUUCAUUAUCUGGUUUCUAGAAAAGUAUGAUGGCAUUCCUAUGGGAGCAGGUGAAAAAUCAGUUCUACCUUAACCAGGGCAGACAUCGGCAAUGACUUGUGGGGAGAACACAAAAAUAUUUGAGGGCAGGAUUUGAGUACGUAUGACUUCCGUCUGAUAUCAUGAGCUUCAGUUUCAUUUACAAUAUAUAAACUUAGCAAUAACUGUGUACAGUACAGAAAAUUAGAUGGAUAAGUUCACGGCUUCUCUGGCAUUCACUUUGAAGUUGACAUCACUAAUUCCUUCUAAAUAAUAAAGUGGUGGGAGAUGCUUUUUUCUAUUUCAAAGUUUUUAAAUGGAUAUAUAUAUAUAUAUUCUUAUCCAGAAAAAGGGUCCUGUGAAACGUGGGCCCAGAACUGUGUAAAAUGGAGCAGCGUUUCUUCAGCCAGCCUGGUGGCCACUCACAGGACUCCUCCGUGCAUCAGAUUGGGUUGAGUUUACAGGGAAUGAGUAGUACUAGGAGCCAAAUCUAUUUUUACAAGGUCAGUAAAUGAUGACAUGGACCUGACUGUUCCUUAGUACAGAUUGCUACUGAUGCCUAAAAGGUGGUCAGUUUCAUUAGUCCUGCCUUUCCCACCAUUUACAUAAUAUUCUUCCUAAUUCAGGAAUGAGGGGGGGAAAGUAUAUAUAGAAAUAUAUUCCUAAACCUAUAGGUUAUUAAUACAAAUAUCUUUGUUUAAGGCUCGAUGAAACCUUA
Messenger RNA from Phascolarctos cinereus (koala), 4031 nucleotides. It is a transcript of the gene ICMT, whose product is annotated as isoprenylcysteine carboxyl methyltransferase. Gene Ontology annotation, biological process: C-terminal protein methylation. Gene Ontology annotation, molecular function: protein C-terminal S-isoprenylcysteine carboxyl O-methyltransferase activity. Lineage: Eukaryota; Metazoa; Chordata; Mammalia; Diprotodontia; Phascolarctidae. Gene Ontology annotation, cellular component: membrane; endoplasmic reticulum. The record is from RefSeq and is a predicted model, not a curated record.